GUGGAAAGUGCCAACAGCGGUCCCCGUUAGCUCCGACCAGCUCCAUUGGGUAGAGUCGUGGGAUUGGAACCCGGAUCCUCUAGCUGGUUUACGUCACUGUUCCUCAAACCCGGAUACAGCCAUUUGCUCCGCUUGCUUACAUUCACUUUUUCACCAACCACCGGCCGGCGUUUUCAAUCCCGAGAGCGCCGCUCAGCCGUAGCGUCUGGUGACGGGAGGUUGGUGGAAGGUGUCUGCCGCGGCUUCGCUUGACAAGUGAACUCUGAACUGUCCGAAUCCUGGUCCUCUAGUCAGUGGUAGCGCUCAGACGUCUGGUGUGUUUGAGCUCGGAGCUCGUUAGAAACAAAGUGCACGAUGGCAUCACACCUGACAUAGCAGGACACUGGAGUACUCUCCUCCGGCGUGUUGCAGCGUGGACAGAUCUGUCACUCCCAACUCUCAUCUGCAGACUUUCACCCAUCUCCAAAGAUGAGCUCUUUCUUGAAGAAACCCGUGCAGGAGUUUGAGAGGGACACCACCCUGGCUUCCAUGGGAGGCACUGAUAAUCUCAGUGCCUAUGCCCAGACGUUGAUCGCAGUGGGCGCCGCGGUGUUGUGCUUCCUACUUCUCCUGGGCUGCACUAUCUGCUGGCGGCUGCGAGCAUGGAACCGGCGGGCCAAGGCGCGACAACCCUCCGAGCGCCUGUCCGUCUCCUUCCAAGGCACUCCCUUCGGCCCGACAUCCUCCUCCAGCAUCAAGUACACCCUGGACCCGGCAGACCUACGGACCGGCCCCACCUUCUCCUCCGUGACGUCUUCUCCCUUCCUCCCGCCAUCCACGCCUGACCCCAACGAAGCGCGGGUCAAGCGAUUCUCCUGCCCGGACCCUCCGUCCGCCGAACUGCUCGGGAGAAGGGACAAUCUCCGGCGUAGUAAGACGCUGGAGUCGGUAGAGGAUGGUCCGAUAGAAGAGUCGUCCUCGGUUGAGAUAGACCCGCCCCGAGGUCCCCUACCCACGGUGUCCGGUGGCAAGACUACGCUUCACUUCAGCCUGUUCCACUCGGCGUUUGACCACACCCUGACCGUGAACAUUCUCGGCGUCAGUAACCUGCCGCGGACAUUUAGUAUGGAGAGCGCCGCCUUCGUCAAGGUCUGGCUGCUGCCCUCCCACCAGGAGGCUGUCCAGACAACCAUCCGCAGGAAGUCAUUCAACCCGCAAUUCAACGAAAGUUUCAAGUUCAAGUCGAUGGAGAGGGAGGACAUUGAUAACGUACAUCUCAGAUUUGCUGUGUACGUGAAGCAGCUGUGGGACAAGAAGGACGGGUUUGUGGGGGAGGUGCUGUUCCCGGGGGCUGAGUGGGACCGGAGGGACGUGCCUACAACAUUCAGCAGGGAACUCAAGUCAUCCAAGACCAAGGGAGAAAAACUCAGGAAGAUCUCCUCUUCAAUUGACCUGGAAGAACUUGACGAAAAAGCCAAGUCUUGUGAGCUGUUCGUACUACUGCAGUACCAGGCCAUGUCCAACAGGAUGAAGGUCCUGAUCAGAAAAGCGGAAAACCUCACCAAGAAGAAGAUGUCGCUCCCCGUUCCAGGAACAGCAGAUCACUACAUCAUAGUCCGUCUCCUCCAUCGUGGAAACGUCAAGGAGACGAAGGAAACCAAGUCAGCGAGUGGUUCCAGUCCGGUCUGGAACCAACCCUUCCUGUUCGACAUUCCUUCAGAUCAGGUUGAGGAUUACUCCCUGGAGUUUGUAGUGAUGCGCGGCAGGAUCUACACACGAGACGGCGUCAUCGGCAGCGUGCUGAUCGGCCCCGCCGCUCCGCCGUCCGGCGUGUCUCACUGGAACGAGACGCUGCAGCCCCGGGCCCGGGAGAGCGCCCGAUGGCACACCAUCCAGCCAGCCUCCGGGAAAUUCAGCCCCAAGAGGAAACUGUCAAAAGAAUCCUACACAAAAGCAGAAUUUAAUUUCAGCUCAAAUUAGGUCAAGUAUUUGAGAAAAUGUCUCCGGGAGACAUGUCAACACCUUUUGUAGGCAUUUGCCGGAAACUCGCGUGAUUGCCUGUCACCUGAUGUGAUAAUGGUACCAUUCCUGCCUGUGAACGUGCCUGUGAAAGUGUGAGUUGUCAAAUUGUUGCUGCCGAUAUCCCACGCACAGUGAAAUCAAAUAAGAGAGGAUUUUGUGAAUAAAAUAAAAUAUCUUACGUUUGUGCUCAUAGGAGCUAGUUAGAAAUACAAAGAACGACACAAUAUCAUAUAAACAGAUCUGAGAAGAAAUAUUAAUCUGUGUUCUUCUAUUGUUGAAGGACUAGUGUGGAGAAAUUUCAAGUUCAAAUGAUCACCUUUCCUAAUGAAGACCGGAGUACGUACUUUCCACAACUCGAGCAAAUUCUGUAAUUUCUCAUCUGUCUCACAGACCACCAAGGGACGGUCUGUGGAAAUAUCGUACAAUACAAACUGCUCCACAAUGAAAACGAUGCGGAUGGGAAAACUUGUUUAACUUUGAAGGCCCCAUCAAACGAAACGAGAAUUUUUAGUCUCUUGAAACAGCCCAUGAGCAUACGUAACAAGAAAAAAAUAAAAUAGACUUACUACCUAACUAUAUGUUUUUGUUUGAAUGCGUUCAUUUGGAGAUUUCCACCUUUGACACACAUUCAGACGUUCUGACCAGAAUAAAAUAAAUUUAUUUUUAGCUCGUCAUCACAACAUCUGCAAAUUAUAUAUUUUGUAUCACUUGAGUGUAACAUCUGUAAAUUUCAUUUACCAAUGAAGUGUAAUU
Messenger RNA from Branchiostoma floridae (Florida lancelet), 2754 nucleotides. RefSeq names its product synaptotagmin-4-like. The record is from RefSeq and is a predicted model, not a curated record. Bases 469 to 1959 code for a protein of 496 amino acids. Gene Ontology annotation, biological process: vesicle fusion; calcium-ion regulated exocytosis; cellular response to calcium ion. Lineage: Eukaryota; Metazoa; Chordata; Leptocardii; Amphioxiformes; Branchiostomatidae. Gene Ontology annotation, cellular component: axon; synapse. The transcript is spliced from 6 exons. Gene Ontology annotation, molecular function: calcium ion binding; calcium-dependent phospholipid binding; phosphatidylserine binding.